Trematosphaeria pertusa is the source of this 910-nucleotide messenger RNA. RefSeq names its product alpha/beta-hydrolase. Gene Ontology annotation, molecular function: hydrolase activity. The transcript has 3 exons. The coding region runs from base 1 to 858 and encodes 285 amino acids. Lineage: Eukaryota; Fungi; Ascomycota; Dothideomycetes; Pleosporales; Trematosphaeriaceae. The record is from RefSeq and is a predicted model, not a curated record.
AUGGCCUUCUCUAAUGCCAGCACCCCCAAGGACCCAGGCCAUCCGUACGCCAAAACAAAGCACAUCUCCUUCGAGUUCUUCGACCAGCGGCGAUCCAAUGCACCAUUCGGCUACGAGCACUUCGUCUCCGUGCCGCCAAACUACGGGAAAGAACUGGAGAAAAGCUGGCCACUGAUACUCUUCCUUCAUGGUGCCGGCGAAUCCCAGCGUGCCGUCAAAGAAUCCUACGCCUCACUCUGGCACGGCGUCCCAAAGCUCAUCCUCUGCUAUGACGCCCUAAAAUCCGGCCAAACAAAGCAAGGCGACAAAUCCACAGAUCCCGUUCCUGCCGACGUUUGCGAAAUGGUAACGGAGAACUUCAUCACAGUGACGCCGAGCCUGAACAUGGAGUGGGGAUAUGGCUGGAACGCGUCGAUUCUAUCAGCGCUGCUGGGUGAGAUUGUGGAGCGGUACAGGGUGGAUUUGGAGAGUGUGCACGUGACGGGUUUUAGUAUGGGCGGGUAUGGAACGUGGGAUUUGGCUAUGCAUAGUCCGAAGAGGUUUGCGACGCUGAUGCCGAUUUGUGGGGGUGGGGAUCCGGCGAGGGCGACGUUGGUUAAGGACGUGCCUCAUUGGAUUCAUCAUGGCGACAAGGACGACAUCAUUCCUCUUCGCGCUUCUCAACAGAUGUUCAAUGCCUUGGCGAAAUAUGGCGCAGCUGAAUAUGUUAAGUUCACCCGGUAUCCGGAUCUGAUGCACGAUAGCUGGACUGCGGCGUACGGAAAUUUCGAAGUGUUCGAAUGGAUGCUUCGGCCAAAGAGAAAGUGGAAGGGUGACGAAAGAGUCGUCCCGGAAGAGAAUAAGGCGUUUGUUGCAUAGUCGGUGUGCUCAGAUCUCCUGUAGGAGAAUGUGUCCGGGAGCACCGGCUGUC